AUGGCGAAGUCAAAGAACUCGUCCCAGCACAACCAGAGCAAGAAGGCCCACAAGAACGGCAUCAAGAAGCCGAGGACCCACAGAUACCCCUCUUUGAAGGGUACUGAUCCCAAGUUCCGACGGAACCACAGACAUGCUCUUCACGGCACUAUGAGGGCUCUGAAGGAGGCCAAGGAGGGCAAGCGCGACACCGUCUAA
Messenger RNA from Xylona heveae TC161, 198 nucleotides. RefSeq lists its product as hypothetical. Gene Ontology annotation, cellular component: ribosome; cytosolic large ribosomal subunit. Bases 1 to 198 code for a protein of 65 amino acids. Gene Ontology annotation, molecular function: structural constituent of ribosome. Lineage: Eukaryota; Fungi; Ascomycota; Xylonomycetes; Xylonales; Xylonaceae. The transcript has 4 exons. Gene Ontology annotation, biological process: cytoplasmic translation. The record is from RefSeq and is a predicted model, not a curated record.